Molecule: messenger RNA, 954 nt
Organism: Chelonia mydas (Green sea turtle)
Lineage: Eukaryota; Metazoa; Chordata; Testudines; Cheloniidae
Product: zinc finger protein 419-like
Exons: 2
Coding region: 34-783 (249 amino acids)
Biological process (GO): regulation of DNA-templated transcription
Source: RefSeq, a predicted model, not a curated record
AGGGCUGCUGCUGCCAGGAUUUGACUGAAGCAGAUGUUGCCGAUCACGGUUUCUUCGCUGUUUGAGGCCCUGGUCACAUUUGAAGACAUCGCUGUGUAUUUCUCCUCGGAGGAGUGGGAAGAGCUAGAGAACUGGCAGAAGGAGCUGUACAAGGACGUGAUGAGGGAUAAUUAUGAGGCUAUGAUCUCUCUAGAUCCAUCAUCUGCUGACACAGCUCUGAAUACUGCCUUCACAUCCUCACCAGCUGGGCCCUCUCCUGCGUCCCUGUCGUCUGAUCCCUCCUCCCACAAAGUGGAUCUCUCUCCAUCCCCUGUGCAUUCCACCAGCCUGUGGAUUUGGGAGGCACACCUAGGGCACACAGACCAGAGAGACAACAGCAUGGGCAUUGCCGAAUGCGCAGAGAGGCCUGGCAGUAGGUCUUCCUGUGCACUCAGUGGGGCAGUCCACAGCCAAGUGGAGAGGGAGGAGAAAGCACUGGACAGGGUGUUUUGCUCACCUCCAGCCUCGCCUGGCCUACAUCCACAUUCUGAGCAAAUCUAUGUACCUGGGCAAGUCCAGACAUCUGAAUCUGCUCACACAAAUCAAGGAUCUGAGAAUAACACAACUAUGUUCAGAGCACAGAGAACUGAGCAUCCUGCCUCUGCGCACAGUCUGGAGAAAAAAUUGGGCAGCAUCAUCCAGGAGAUGCGGACGGGAAGAAUCCACCUGGGUAGCAUAGCUGGCUCUCUGCUGGCUUUGUCCUUAGCAUUCCUGCCAGCUCCUGUGGAUAGCACAGGUCCAUAGGAGAUCAUCUCAGAGCAGCAUAUUCUCUUAGAAACUUCUUCUGCAUUCUCACACUCAAAGCUGUGGAACAGAGAAACAACCUCUCCCUUCUUUAUUUUCUCUAAAAGCACGUGUUCUAUUACAUUUUUAUGCAUUUUUUUAAAAUAAAGACAUUAAAUAUUAGUAUUUUUU